AUGGUUCAGUUUAUGGGUUUAAGGGAUCACGGUUCGGAAUCGAAGGUCAGUUUUGUGAUCGAGGAUUCGCUUGAAGAAGAACACGCUCCUCUCAACAAGCGUUGCAAACAAUGGAGUAGUUCAAAUGGUUCUUGUUUCAGUUUUCCUUCGCAAGAUCAUAGCAUCCUUGAUGAGCCUAGUCCUUUGGGUUUAAGUCUUAGGAAGAGUCCUUCACUGUUAGAUUUGAUUCAAGCGAAGCUCUCUCAAGGGGAUAAGGUUGUUUCAAAUACGAAGGAUGAUAAUAUAAGCUCUGGAGUGAAAAAGGAGAGCCGGGGUCCUGUUGAAAAGCUUAAGGCUUCGAAUUUCCCAGCUACGGUUUUAAGGAUUGGUUCAUGGGAGUAUAUCUCAAAACAUGAAGGUGAUUUAGUGGCCAAGUGUUACUUUGCCAAACAGAAGCUUGUUUGGGAAGUUCUUGAGGGUGAGCUGAAGAGUAAAAUUGAAAUCCAAUGGGCAGAUAUUACUGCACUUAAAGCAAAUUGUCCUGAUGACGGACCUAGCACAUUGUCUAUAGUGGUUGCUAGACAGCCUCUUUUCUUUAGGGAGACUAAUCCUCAACCUAGAAAGCAUACAUUGUGGCAAACAGCGACCGAUUUUACCGGUGGAGAGGCUAUCAAAUCCAGGAAGCAUUUUUUGCAAUGUGAACAAGGAUUGUUGAUCAAGCAUUUUGAAAAGCUCAUCCAGUGUGACGAACGUCUUAAGUAUUUAAGCCAACAGCCAGAGAUAAAGUUGGAUUCACCUCAUCAUGAUUUUGCUUUUGAUAACCAUGACAAUCUAAAAAAAUAUGAUUUGGAUCAAGUCAGUGGCAAAGGAUCAGUAACGUCUCGUUUUCAGAACACGGGAUCUCCUCAUUCAUCCCUGUCACCAUCAUUUACCUUAGACAGCAUUCCUUGUGAAGCAGCUUCUUCUAGUUCAGAAGGGAUAAAUAGUUCUGAAGCUGAUUCGAAGGGCCCAAAAAACUGGGAUCAAAUAAAACUGCCAGGGCUUCGUCCGUCCAUGUCAAUGAGCGAUUUUAUUGGCCACAUUGAACAUCACCUUUCUGAAGAAAUGGCCUCAGGGAAUCUAUCAUCUCCUGCUAAAAGAAUGGACUACAAUGUAAUGCUGGAGGACAUUGCACAUCACCUCCUUAAUGACAAUCAUGUUACAACAGAUUCUGACGAAAUAUCACUUAUGUCAAGGGUCAAUUCUCUUUGCUGUCUUCUGCAAAAGGAUCCUGUAGCAGUGCCGAAUUCACAUGACAAUUCGCAUGACAACAAGAGCUCACUUGAAGGACCUGAUGAUGAAAUAAGUAUUCAACUUGUUCAUGAUCUUGAGUCAAUGCAGAGCAACAAAAUCAAAAUAGAUACGAAGGCGGCUGAAGAGGACUCGAGAAAUGUUUACGGUGGCCAUCAGGCACCGGGCAUGUCUAGGAAAGACUCAUUCGGAGAUUUGCUUCAAAAUCUCCCUCGUAUCGCAUCUCUUCCAAAGUUCUUGUUUAACAUAUCAGAAGAUUAG
Lathyrus sativus (Indian pea) is the source of this 1530-nucleotide messenger RNA. Lineage: Eukaryota; Viridiplantae; Streptophyta; Magnoliopsida; Fabales; Fabaceae. The record is from the annotation of a GenBank genome assembly.